Messenger RNA from Colletotrichum higginsianum IMI 349063, 1302 nucleotides. Its product is annotated as Beta-xylanase. Lineage: Eukaryota; Fungi; Ascomycota; Sordariomycetes; Glomerellales; Glomerellaceae. The transcript has 2 exons. The record is from RefSeq and is a predicted model, not a curated record. Gene Ontology annotation, cellular component: extracellular region. Gene Ontology annotation, molecular function: hydrolase activity, hydrolyzing O-glycosyl compounds; cellulose binding. Bases 1 to 1302 code for a protein of 433 amino acids. Gene Ontology annotation, biological process: carbohydrate metabolic process.
AUGCGCUUCUCCGCCCUCACCGCAGCUGGCCUGCUCGCCCUCCCCGGCGUCAGCGCCAACCUGCACGAGCUGGCCGUCGCCGCCGGCAAGAAGUACUUCGGCACCGCCACCGACAACUCGGAGCUCACCGACACCGCCUACGUCGAGAUGCUCAAGGACAGCAAGAUGUUUGGCCAGAUCACGCCCGGCAACGGCCAGAAGUGGCAGUUCACCGAGAAGAGCCAGGGCGUCUUCUCCUACACCUCGGGCGACGAGAUCGCGGCGCUCGCAAAGACCAACGGCCAGCUCCUCCGCUGCCACACCCUCGUCUGGCACUCCCAGCUCCCCAGCUGGGUCUCGUCCGGCACCUGGACCAAGGAGCAGCUGACGGCCAUCAUCGACACCCACGUGUCCAACGUCGCCGGCCACUACAAGGGCCAGUGCUACGCCUGGGACGUCGUCAACGAGGCCCUCAACGAGGACGGCACCUACCGCGACAGCGUCUUCUACAAGGUCCUCGGCACCGACUUCAUCCCCAUCUCCUUCAAGGCCGCCGCCACCGCCGACCCGGACGCCAAGCUCUACUACAACGACUACAACAUCGAGCUCGCUGGCGGCAAGCAGAAGGAGGUCCUCAACAUCAUCAAGAGCGUCAAGGACGCCGGCGCCCGCAUCGACGGCCUCGGCCUCCAGGCCCACCUCAUCGUCGGCAGCGCCGGCUCCCGCUCCGCCCUCGCCGCCGUCCUCAAGUCCUACGUCGACGCCGGCGUCACCGAGGUCGCCUACACCGAGCUCGACAUCCGCCACAAGGCCAUCCCCGCCGACGCCGCCGCCCAGGAGCAGCAGGCCACCGACUACGUCAGCGUCGUCGGCGCCUGCCUGGACGUCCCCGAGUGCGUCGGCGUCACCAUCUGGGACUUCACCGACAAGUACUCUUGGAUCCCCUCCGUCUUCCCCGGCACCGGUGAGGCCCUCCCCUGGGACGAGAACCUCAAGCCCAAGCCCGCGUACACCAGCAUCUCCAGCCUCCUCGCCGCCGCCGGCACCGGUGGCGCUGCCGCCCCUGCUACCUCUGCGCCCCCCGUCGCCGCCGCGCCAACCUCUGCUGCUGCCGCCGCGCCCACCAGCGAGCCUCCCGCCGCCGAGCCUACCCCCGAGAGCUCUGCCCCCGCCGCUCCCGCUGCUCCCACCGCCGCCGCCGCCGCAGCUGGCGGUGCCGCUCGCUGGGCUCAGUGCGGUGGCAUCGGAUUCACCGGCGCUACCGCCUGCCAGACGGGCCUCACCUGCGAGAAGCAAAACGACUACUACAGCCAGUGCGUUUAA